AUGCCAAGACACAACAAGCAACCUCCUUUGCGGACCCUCCAUUCUGGCCUCGAGCAGAUGGAUCCUCCGGCUACCAGCCGCAAGCUGGUGAUCAUGACGGUGGGGGCGGUGUCGGCUCUGGCCAUCAGCGUGGUGGGGGUCCUCGUGGCCACGUACCUCGGACGGGCUGCGUGCAUGCCGAGAGACGCCUACGGCUACCUGCCCCCACAGGUGAACGUCCAGAACGAAGCCUCCCUGCUCCUGGCUCUCAGCGAACUGGGCGAACAGGGCGUGGCCCCGGGGGUCACCUGCGACCUGAGAAACCACCUGAUGGUGUAUCACGGCCAACCCGAAGGCUGCGUGGCCCGGAAAAUGGAAGCCUCCGAACCGCUGCCGUCUUGCCAGGAUCUGGAGGGUUACUUCCAAGCGGUGCUGAGAAAUGCCACGCUGGGCAUUACCACAGAGGUGCAGCUGGUGGGCACCGGCUCGCUCGGCAGCCUGACCACCCUCCUGUGCAGCAACAAGCCCACGUACCUGGUCAACAGCUCUGCACAAAAUGUUUUGCACCCUCUGUGCCACCCAUUCAGUGGGGAACGAGACGUGUCGGCAGGCGAGCAUCAGCGUCUCCAAGGCCUGCUUAAAAGAGCCAUGAAGACCACCAAGCAGACACCCGUGCCGACACACCGUUCACGAAACCGCAGCUCUCGCCCUGGGGGUCUGCCUGUUCUCGGGAGCAACAGCUGA
Molecule: messenger RNA, 723 nt
Organism: Euleptes europaea (tarantolino)
Lineage: Eukaryota; Metazoa; Chordata; Lepidosauria; Squamata; Sphaerodactylidae
Exons: 7
Coding region: 1-723 (240 amino acids)
Source: RefSeq, a predicted model, not a curated record